Jatropha curcas is the source of this 1552-nucleotide messenger RNA. Its product is annotated as RING/FYVE/PHD zinc finger superfamily protein. The record is from RefSeq and is a predicted model, not a curated record. NCBI's taxonomy places the organism in Eukaryota, Viridiplantae, Streptophyta, Magnoliopsida, Malpighiales, Euphorbiaceae. Gene Ontology annotation, molecular function: zinc ion binding.
CAUGUGAGGUAAACAACAAACUUCACUUUUGCUUCUAUUUCUAAUUUCUUCAUUCUGCAAACAAAACCGCUAGCAAAGGUCAGAGAGUAGACCUACAUACCUCUCCUGCUCUCCAAACUCACUAACACAGAGUUUGGAAAUCCAUGAAAUCCAUAAUUUCUCAAUAACUUGUCAUCUGUCUCUUUGGAUCAAUUUCCAAUGGCUGAUGACGCAGACUCUUCCCCCCUUAUCCCUCCUCCUCCGAUCGCCGAGCCUAGCGAGAUCGACCUCGAGGCUGGCCCCGGCGAGCAAAUUCAGUGCCGAAUUUGCCUCGAAACCGACGGUAGAGAUUUUAUCGCACCAUGCAAAUGCAAGGGAACAUCAAAGUAUGUACAUCGGGAAUGUUUGGACCAUUGGAGAGCUGUGAGGGAAGGGUUUGCAUUUGCUCAUUGCACAACCUGCAAGGCCCCUUACCAUUUGAGAGUUCAUGUUGCUGCUGAUAGGAAAUGGCGGACUUUGAAAUUUCGAUUCUUUGUGACUAGAGAUAUUGCAUUUAUUUUUCUGGCUGUUCAGCUUGUAAUUGCUUCUCUUGCAUAUUUGGUGUAUUUAAUUGAUAGUUACCAGCAAUCCUGGCUUCGCCAUGCUUGGGGCUUUGAUAGUGAACUUAGCUUCUAUUACAUAUGUGGAGCACUAUUAUUUUUUGCUUUGCUGGGGCUGUCUGGCUGCUUCAUUACUUGUUAUGAUCGAAGAGUUCGCAGUGAUUUGGCUCAGCCUUGUCGAGAAUUAUGUCUUUGUUGCUGCCAGCCUGGAAUGUGUGCAGACUGCCAUUUACCUGGUACUCUUUGUAUGUGGACUGACUGUACCACAUGCUUUGAAAGCUGUGCAAGUGCAGCCGGUGAAUGCGGUUGCUUAGGAGGUGCUGGCGAAGCAGGGUUACCAUUGUUAUUUAUAAUGGCUUUGAUUGUGCUAGGACUAUUUACUGUGAUUGGCAUAUUCUAUAGUGUUUUGGUUGCUACUAUGGUUGGACAACGAAUUUGGCAACGCCAUUAUCACAUACUCGCAAAAAGGAUGCUAACAAAGGAAUAUGUUGUUGAGGAUGUCGAUGGCGAGAUGACAGGAUCUGAUUGGUCUCCUCCGCCUCUCCCACCAGAACACAUUCACCAGCUGAAGAGUCUGGGUCUAUUAUGAGUAAAUUGAGUGCCGUAUCAUUGAUCACAGGAAUAACAUACUGUAGAGAUGGAGUGGUACUUUAUCCGGUAGGUCAAUCUAUACUGCAAGCCUUUGAAUUUUAUUCAACACUAAACGCCUCCUGCAGUUACUAUGUAAGAGAAUAUCAAAUGCUCUUUGAUGAUGUUCAAAUUACAUUUACAAAUCUAUUAAUGAUAAAUUGUGAAAAAUUUCCUCGUAUUGUACUAUGAUAGUAAGAUCAGUAAAGAGAAGUGAACUACGGUGUCCUGAAAAUAACUAACAAAAAAUUUCUCUUCAUAUUUUCUCUCUACUGUAAUCUAUCAAAAAAGAAUUACACUCUGUAUUAGAGAUGUGUUUAUGGCAUUAACCAUUUGUUUUUUUAUUA